UUCCGUUUUUCCCUUGUUGCUCAUUCAGUAGAUGACAAUUGACAUUUACUAUACUUCACUCAGACACUUCACUCUUCAGUCGUGUGAGUGGUUCCAACGUUGUUGUGAGUGUCAGUAAAAAAAGUCGGAAUUGUACGUCGUUUUUAAAUUGUAUUUGGUUUUACAAAAGACAAAUCUCACAGAAUGGGUGUACCUGCUGGCAAUGCUGAUAAUGGCAAGAAAAUCUUUGUGCAAAGGUGUGCCCAAUGCCACACUGUUGAGGCAGGUGGCAAGCACAAAGUAGGACCAAAUCUCCAUGGCUUCUUUGGCCGCAAGACUGGUCAGGCACCUGGCUUCUCAUACUCGGAUGCCAACAAAGCCAAAGGCAUUACAUGGAAUGAGGACACCUUGUUCGAAUAUCUGGAAAACCCUAAGAAAUACAUCCCUGGAACCAAAAUGGUGUUUGCCGGUUUAAAGAAGGCAAACGAACGUGCAGAUCUUAUCGCCUAUCUAAAACAAGCUACUAAGUAAUUUGUUAAUUGUAAAAAAUAUUGUAGUAAGAAGUAUGUUCCAUUAUAUUUCUGGGAUGCACUUCUUAUUUAGCCCAAUCAGUAUCGUCAAUCAUGUAUUAUGCAAUGUUGAAGUUGCAGAAUACUUUUAGAUUAAUACCAAUCACAAAACAUUUAGAUGCAUAUUGUGUAUGUUGUAUCAUUACUCUCUUAACAGUGCUGUGAAUGGUCUUGUAACGUUAUUAAAUUAUUAAUAGAUGAAUUAAGCUUUUGUGAAUGUUCCUUUCAUCUCAUAACUAUGUUGCAUCUAUAAAAAAAACAGUUAAUGUUUGUGAUGCAAACAGAAGCCGUUGUUACCAAGUUAAAUUAUUGAAAUGUAACAUAAUACAACUAUUUAAUAAAGAUUAAGUUCUUUAUGCA
Messenger RNA from Manduca sexta (tobacco hornworm), 908 nucleotides. RefSeq names its product cytochrome c-like. Gene Ontology annotation, molecular function: electron transfer activity; heme binding. Bases 184 to 510 code for a protein of 108 amino acids. The transcript is spliced from 4 exons. Gene Ontology annotation, cellular component: mitochondrial intermembrane space. Lineage: Eukaryota; Metazoa; Arthropoda; Insecta; Lepidoptera; Sphingidae. The record is from RefSeq and is a predicted model, not a curated record. Gene Ontology annotation, biological process: mitochondrial electron transport, cytochrome c to oxygen; mitochondrial electron transport, ubiquinol to cytochrome c.